Molecule: messenger RNA, 1662 nt
Organism: Naegleria gruberi
Lineage: Eukaryota; Heterolobosea; Eutetramitea; Acrasida; Naegleriidae
Exons: 1
Coding region: 1-1662 (553 amino acids)
Biological process (GO): siRNA processing
Cellular component (GO): nuclear RNA-directed RNA polymerase complex
Molecular function (GO): RNA-directed RNA polymerase activity
Source: RefSeq, a predicted model, not a curated record
AUGUGGUCACAGGCAUGGGGUUGGUUAAACGAUCAUUGUUGCAUUACAAUCGAUAAUCAAAGGAGCUUAUUGUUACAUUACUUGCAAAAACAUAGAGAUGCACCAUUUUGUAAAUGGUUCAAGGAACAGACAGAACAAUUUGUUAAUGCAAAGGAAGAACUGACUCAAUGUUUGUAUCACUUCUCACAGCAACUUUAUAGACAUGUGGUUACAGAGAAGAAGUGUCAUACUUUAUUUAAAUUUGAUGAAAGCGCUGUAAAACAAACCGAAUUGAUAAGAAGAGUGAAAUCAACCAAUUUAAAAUCAUUUGAAUUUGCCGAGAUUGAUUAUAACAAGGUAUUUAGAUAUUAUGGAAUUGAUAAAUUCAUCCGAGUUGACUUUGAAGAUGAAAGAGAUUCCACAGUAAUGCAAACAACACUGAAAGGCUUUUGUUUAUAUGGACAAAUGUUCAAGCCAAUUGGUGCUUCUUCAAGUUUACUUUCAGAGAGGGGAGUUUACUUUACAUGUGAAGAGGAUCCAAUGAAAAUGAUGGACAUCUUUGGGAUCUAUGCCUCUGAAAUUGAAACCAAAAUUGCAAGACAGUGUCUUAAUUUCACUUCCACCAAAGAAACAAUUCGUGUUCACAAAUAUAUAGUAAUUGAUGACAUUAAUUCAAGAGAUGGAAAAGGAAUUGUGUCAGAUGGUAUUGGUAUGAUUAGUUACUCAUUUGCCAAGGCAGUUUGCUGUAGUUUGAGAGAUCAAAGCAUUGAUGGAAAAUAUGUUCACAUUCCUCGUGCUUUCCAGAUUAGAUUUCUUGGAUUUAAGGGAAUGUUGACAGUAUGUCCAGACAAGAUCAUGAAUGGCAAUCAAAUCAUUCUGAGAGAGAGCAUGAAGAAAUUUGAGGGGAAUCCUCUUUUCAACAAAUUGGAAAUUGUUGAAGGAUUGAAUGAAUCAGACACGGCAAAUAUUAAUAGACAAAUAAUUAUUUUGUUAAGUUCAUUGCAAGUUAAGGAUGAAGUGUUUCUUAAUGCACAAAAAAAAGCCCUUGCUAGAAAUAAGUGUCGAAAUGAUGAAGAAUUUAGGGCAAGAAUCAAGAAUGCUAAGGAAAAAACAAAGUUUUUUAUGAAAGAUUCAGUUAUUGCUAAAGGAAUUUUGGACGAAACUAAACAAUUGAAAGAUAACCAAGUUAUUGUCAUUACAAAGAAUGGGCGUAUGGUUCCAGGUGGGAAAAAAGUUAUUGUUUUCAGAAAUCCUGGACUUCAUCCACGAGAUGUAAGAAUAUUCGAAACCGUAUCCAUCCCAGAUUACUAUCAGAAAUGGUUUGGACAUGAAGUUGAUUUAAAAGGAAGUGUUAUUAUUUUCGCUGCCGAUUGUCAGCAACACAACAUUCCAGGUGAGUUAGGUAACUUUCAUUUAUUUUCAAUUUCUAACUUGCAAUUCAAAGAUGGUGAUAGGUUUUUUACCUCUUGGAAUACUGAAAUUAUUCCACAAGCACAAUAUAUUCAAAGUUGGUGGAGUAAAGCUAAUGAGUUUGGCCAUACACUUAAACAAUUUGAUCUUAAGAAAUGUGUCAACACUGCACUUUCCAACUUUUCCCAUCAUCUCUUGAAAAACUAUUGGUGGACUAGUGCUAAUGUUUUUGAGUUUAGAAUGAGUAGUAAUGUAAGUUGUGAAUGUGUUUAG